Quercus lobata is the source of this 2026-nucleotide messenger RNA. Its product is annotated as bifunctional 3-dehydroquinate dehydratase/shikimate dehydrogenase, chloroplastic-like. The coding region runs from base 114 to 1709 and encodes 531 amino acids. The record is from RefSeq and is a predicted model, not a curated record. The transcript is spliced from 11 exons. Gene Ontology annotation, molecular function: shikimate 3-dehydrogenase (NADP+) activity; 3-dehydroquinate dehydratase activity. NCBI's taxonomy places the organism in Eukaryota, Viridiplantae, Streptophyta, Magnoliopsida, Fagales, Fagaceae. Gene Ontology annotation, biological process: shikimate metabolic process; chorismate biosynthetic process.
ACACCUAACCCCGCCCACCAAACAAAGUCUCUCUCUUUCUCUCUCUGUCUCUCUCUUCAAACACUUCAACCAAAAAAAUCAUUCACUGCUCAAACCACAAGCUCUCACUCACAAUGACUCUCAGCAGCAUUCCGUUGGCUACCUCGGAUCUUCAAAUUUCAGGUGGAAUUCGAAGGAGUUCCACUCAAAUAUGUGCGCCCGUAAUGGCGGAAACAGUUGAUCAGAUGCUGCUUCUGAUGCGUAAGGCGAAGGAACUUGGUGCUGACCUUGUUGAGGUUCGAGUUGACUUCUUGAAGAAUUUCAGUCCAAGACAGGAUCUUGAAAUCUUGAUCAAGCAAUCUCCUUUGCCCACUCUUAUCACUUACAGACCAAUAUGGGAAGGUGGUCAGUAUGAUGGUGAUGAAAGCCAGCGACAAAAUGCAUUACGUCUAGCCGUGGAGCUGGGAGCCGAUUAUGUUGAUGUUGAGCUUAAGGUAGCUCAUGAUUUCUACAAUGCCAUUCAAGGAAAGAAACCUGAAAAGGUCAAAAUUAUUGUUUCUUCACACAACUAUCAAAACACUCCAUCUGUGGAAGAAAUUGGCGAUCUUGUGGCAAAAAUACUAUCUACUGGAGCUGACAUAGUGAAGGUUGCAACAACUGCCUUAGACAUUGUAGACUCUGCACGUCUCUUUCAAGUUCUUGUGCAUUCUCAAGUCCCAAUGAUCGGAAUCGUCAUGGGUGAGAAGGGUUUGAUGUCAAGAAUACUUAGUGCAAAAUUUGGUGGGUUUCUCACUUUUGGUUCUAUUGAGGCGGGUGUGAUAUCAGCUCCAGGGCAACCAACUGUAACAGAUCUGUUGGAUUUAUACAAUUUCAGACAGAUAGGGCCCGAUACCAAAGUACAUGGUGUUAUUGGGAAUCCUAUUGGUCACAGCAAAAGUCCUCAUCUGUAUAAUGGAGCAUUCAAGUCAGUAAACUUUAAUGGAAUUUAUUUGCCUCUGUUGGUUGAUAAUGUUGCAAACUUUCUCAACACCUACUCAUCUCCUGAUUUUGUUGGAUACAGUUAUACAAUUCCUCACAAGGAGGCUGGGUUUAAUUGCUGUGACGAGAUAGAUCCAAUUGCCAAGGAAAUAGGAGCUAUUAGUUGCAUGAUCAGGAAACCUGAUGGGAAGUUAAAGGGCUACAAUGUUGACUAUCUUGGGGCCAUUGCAGCUAUCGAGGAAGGACUUCGAGCAUCAAAUGGUGCAAGCAAUGGAUCUGGUUCCCCAUUGGCUGGUAAACUGUUUGUUGUCAUGGGAGCUGGUGGUGCUGGAAAGGCACUUGCUUUUGGUGGAAAAGAAAAGGGAGCGAGAGUCGUAGUUGCCAAUCGCUCAUAUGACAAAGCCAAACAACUUGCCAGUAAAGUUGGAGGAGAAGCUAUAAGUCUCGCUGAAUUAGAAAAUUUCCAUCCAGAGGAGGGGAUGAUUCUUGCAAAUACUACAUCUGUUGGAAUGAAACCAAAAAUUGAGAACACACCAUUACCCAAGCAUGCUUUGAAGCACUAUUCUUUGGUUUUUGAUGCCAUCUACACACCAAAACUAACCAGACUCUUAAGAGAAGCUGAAGAGUCUGGAGCCACUAUUGUUUAUGGGACAGAAAUGUUCAUUAACCAAGCAUUUGUACAAUUUGAAAAGUUCACUGGUUUGCCAGCACCAAAGCAACUUAUUAGAGAUACAUUGGCAAGAAAUACAUAAGAAGGAAUCUGUCUGGUGGCUCUUAUUGCAGCUGAAACUAGUUUCUUCAUUACAUCUAUUUCAUUUCAAUUUCUUAAUGUACCAUCAGCUAUUGGCUUAUUCUGUUGUACCAAUAAAAUUUUCACGCUUGUCUAUUUAGUGAUGAUCAUGAAUUCUAAAAUUUGUCGAUCUUACCCACAAAUAGGGCCAGAGAGGAUUCAUGUUGCCAUUUCUCACUUUUUGGAAGUUUGGAACAACUUUAUAUAACAUAGGAUGGGCCAUUUGUGGAUCUUUUUUUCAUAUUGAUUGUCCAAUAAUAGAGCGGAUUGCUGAUAUAG